AUGGAGGACUCGUCCUCAAUCUGGCCUAGUGUCCGCCGAUGGCGCUGGUCCCAACAGGAACAGGGAAAGCGCAAGCCCGAUGGUGACUAUGGCGGCCAAGUGCUGCGAUCGGCUAAGAUCAUUGUAGGCUCAGUAACUUGGAGGUCGGGGAGUUCAGGCCUGCCAGUAAUCGUUAUUGUUGCUUAA
Penicillium verhagenii is the source of this 186-nucleotide messenger RNA. RefSeq lists its product as uncharacterized. Bases 1 to 186 code for a protein of 61 amino acids. The record is from RefSeq and is a predicted model, not a curated record. The transcript has a single exon. NCBI's taxonomy places the organism in Eukaryota, Fungi, Ascomycota, Eurotiomycetes, Eurotiales, Aspergillaceae.